UACACUCUACGAUUUUUGUGGAGACUUGUCAAAACUACAACUGUAAACCAGUCUGACAAUUAGCAGUUACAUAAAGAAAAAAAUUUUACUGCAAAAUAGUUUCAAUAUUCCAUUUUCUGAACUUUGCUGCCGAAACAAAUACCUUUAAAACUCAAUUAAUUUCACUCUGUAUUCUAAAAAAAUUGCUGCGGCUAACUAAAAGCCCUUAGAUUUAGUUGUGAAACAAAAGCUAAAACGUAUCAAAAAAAUUUCGGUGCUAAAUAUUUACGAAAAUAAAUUAAUGAAAUACAAAAUUUAAAACUAUUACAAUCAGCUCUCUGGUUAGAACUGUGUGACUAAAUUACUCAACGUUUUUGAAAAUUAGUUUCGGCUUCUUGUUAUUUGUGUGAGAAACCUAACAAAUGUAAAUUAAACAUUAAAAAUGUACGAUGGACUCACCCGAACCGGUUAAAACGCAUUAUGUGCGUUGUUUGAAAUGCAACAAAAUUCUCGAGUGUUCACGCUACGACACCAACGCGUUGCUCGAACACAUACGCACCGAUCAUCCCGAAAUAGAAAUCAUUGAAAACGGUAAAAACGAUAUGCCACGUAACGGACAAAAGUCGAUGCGCGAAGCGGCUGGCAACAUAGUCGUACCUCACGAGACGCUCGACGAUAAGGAACCCACCAUGUUUGAACGCGGAGCCGACAUAGGUACGGAUGAAUAUGAGGGCUUCAAGCCACGUUCUACAUCUUCGCGUGAGCGCAUGCGUAUACGUUCGCAACGCGGUAUCUUUAAAACGCCAGUUGAUAAUGUUCCCAAACGUGAUAUAUCCGAUUGUGAUGUACGUGCCGAUCAGAGUAAUGGCACCAGCCGUGUCUACACACGUCGCUACACGGUACAUACGCCUUCUUCGCCGACAUACAACGAGAAGCCCAGUCGCAGCCUCUAUCGCACCUCGAUUGAGAAAUGGCGCCCGGCCAACGGUACCAUCUACUGUCCCAAAUGCGGCGUCAAUCGUCGUCCGCUCAUACGCACACAAACCGAACGCAGCUCAAAUAAUUCCUGUUGCGCCGCCUGCAUACUCGGCUGUUGGCCUUUCUGUUUUCUGCCAUUUUUGCUGCCCAACGACAAUAAGGAGUAUCUGCAUUGCUCGAAUUGCAAGACCUUCUUGGGUUUGUAUGAUCGCUCCAAUAAUUGUGUGAAGCCGAAUCGUGAGUAUUGUCAGACGGAGGAGACGGUCAUAAAGGAGUCCGAUAUGCGUACAGCUGCGGGUGCUGACAAAGAGCGACAAGGUUGCCUGUGUUAACGGCUGCCAUUUGUUUAUCAGAAAUUCUGUAUCAAGUAUGUCUUUUUUGGUUAUAUUUUGUACGCGAGCUUCUAUAUGUGCUUUAAGCUUUUUCGUACACAAUAACUUUGACUGAGAAUAUGUAUUCGGUUUAUGUUGGAUUGUACCAGUAUACGAACCCCAUCGAAAGUUUUGUAGCUUUAAAGCUGUGGGAGCUUUUUUAUAAAUUUAAAACUUUGCCUUAUAUAUCUCCGGGUUAUUAAAUGGGUUAGUAGGUCUAUGUCUAUAUAUGCUGUUUUUUGUUAAUCGCGAUUGGCUUUUUAAUAAAGAAGUAACUUACAUUAUUAAUC
Molecule: messenger RNA, 1618 nt
Organism: Bactrocera oleae (olive fruit fly)
Lineage: Eukaryota; Metazoa; Arthropoda; Insecta; Diptera; Tephritidae
Source: RefSeq, a predicted model, not a curated record